Messenger RNA from Schistocerca piceifrons (Central American locust), 2418 nucleotides. RefSeq names its product UDP-glucosyltransferase 2-like. The transcript has 7 exons. Gene Ontology annotation, molecular function: UDP-glycosyltransferase activity. The record is from RefSeq and is a predicted model, not a curated record. NCBI's taxonomy places the organism in Eukaryota, Metazoa, Arthropoda, Insecta, Orthoptera, Acrididae. Bases 1 to 1485 code for a protein of 494 amino acids.
AUGCCAACGGGCGGCGGACACCACUUCCGCGUGCUGCAGCCGCUGCUGCGCGCGCUCGCCGACCGCGGCCACCACCUUACCGUCAUCUCGCACUUCCCCCAGCAGCCGCCGCCGCCCAACUACACAGACAUCAGCCUCAACAGCGCUGCCACGCAGGGCGGCGCCCCCUCGCCUUACCUGCCGAUGCAGGAGGGCAGCUUGCUGCGGGCGAUGUGGCAGUGGGCGCAGCUGUGCGCCAAGACGGGCGCCUUCUGCCGGGAAGCCUACGAGGCCCCCGCCGUGCGCCGCCUGCUGGACUCGGACGCGCGCUUCGACCUCGUGCUGGCCGAGGCGUUCUCCGGCGACUGCAUGGCCGGCCUCGCGCACCGCUUCGGCGCCCCACUGGUCGGCGUCGUCUCCAGCGUCGCCCUGCCCUGGGUCUACGACAGGAUGGGGAACCCCGACCACCCGGCCUACAUGGAGAACUUCUUCCUGUCGAUGGUGGCGCCGCUGGGAUUCUGGGAGAGGACGGCCAACAGUGCAUUCUACCUGCUGAUGAGACUGGCCAACCGGUGGCUUUCGGAGCGAGUGAUCGACGAGGUGGAGCGAGCCGCGCUGGGCAGCGCCGCGCCCCCCACCAGCCGUCUGGUCUACAACACCAGCCUCAUGCUCCUCAACAGCCACUUCAGCCUCAACCAGCCCACGCCACUCGUGCCUGCUAUGAUCGAGGUUGGGGGCCUCCACAUACAACAGCCCAAGCCUCUGCCAAAGGAGCUGCAGGAGUUCUUCGACUCGAGCGAGCAGGGCGUGGUGUACUUCAGCAUGGGCACGCUGCUGCGCGUCGACGCCCUGCCCCAGGAGCAGCUGCGCGGAAUACUGCGGGCGUUCGCGUCGCUGCCGCAGAAGGUGCUCUGGAAGGCCGACCGCACGCUGCUGCCGCCGCUGCCUCCCAACGUCCACACUUCCGACUGGGUGCCGCAAAACGACGUCCUCAACCACCCCAAGACCGUGGCGUUCAUCACACACGGCGGGAUGCUGGGCCUGCAGGAGGCGGUUGCGGCAGGGGUGCCCAUGCUGGUGGUGCCCGUCCUAGGCGACCAGCCGCACAACGCCGCAUCCCUGAGCAGCCGCGGCGCCGCCCUGACUUUGACGGUGCGUCAGCUGACUGAGCACAAUGUGCGCGACGCCCUGGACAGGCUCGUCAACGACACCAGCUACAGGAAGCGCACGAAGCAGCUGUCGCGGCUGUUCCGGGACCGGCCCCGGCCGCCGCUGGAGGAGGCGGUGUACUGGGUGGAGUACGUCAUCAGGCACCAGGGGGCGCCGCACUUGAGGUCCGCCGCGCUGGACCUGGCCUGGUACCAGUACCUGCUCAUAGAUGUCGCCGCUCUCAUUCUGACGACAGUACUGCUCGCACUGGCGUCCCUCUAUGCCGGUCUGCGCUGGAUACUUGGCCCUUUCUUAGCCGGCAAUCCAGCGCAGCGGAAGAAAAUCAAGAGUAACUGAGCAAAAGUCAGCAGUGCUAGUGCACGGCCCGAUAAAAUAUCGUGACAGAUGUCAGGUGAAGCCGUACACUUUGAGUGGAAUGUUACUUGCUGGUUAUACGUGUUGCCGCACAGUGCUGAAAUUACGCUUUUUGCAUUGUUUUUAUGAGGGUUGGCCAGAAAGCAAUGCACCGUAUUUUUUUCUUCAACAAUCCUUUAUUGAACAUACAGAGAAAAACACACAUGAAGGGCCGGCCGGAGUGGCCGAGCGGUUCUAGGCGCUACAGUCUGGGACCACGCGACCGCUACGGCCGCAGGUUCGAUUCGUGCUCGGGCGUGGAUGUGUGUGAUGUCCUUAGGUUGGAUAGGUUUAAGUAGUUCUAAGUUCUAGGGGACUGAUGACCUCAGCUGCUAAGUCCCAUAGUGCUCAGAGCCAACCAACACACAUGAAGGAAUGGUGUGUUUUCCAUACACCCUGUUCUUCCACGUAAUCUCCAUUCCAUUCUAUGACAUUCCUCCAGCUCGAGACAAGGACGUGUAUGCCCUGUCGGUACCAAUCAUUGUCCUGGUGGUGCAGCCAGUGCUUCACUAUGUGAAUCAUCUCCUCAUCGUCCUCAAAAUGUCUUCCAGGAAUAUCAUCCUUCAGUAGUCUAAACAAGUGAAAGUCCGAGAGGGCUAUGUCAGGUUGUAAGUAGGCUGUUUAGGUUUUUAUAUAGGUAACGCCACGUAUCGCUCUGUAUGAAACUCACUGGCUGUGCUGUGUGCAGUCUGUGGCUGGUUAGCAUUGUUGUAAUAUUCGCUAUUGUAGUGGGCAGUCGGAUGUUAACAGGGCGUAACGUUGCCCACUUGGAGGUGAGCCGCCAGCAGUGGUGGAUGUGGGGAGAGAAAUGGCGGAGUUUUGAGAGCAGGUGAUCUAGACGUGUGUCCAUCAGAGACAGUAAAUUUGUAAGACUGG